GACAAAAUAACUGUUAAAAUAAUGUCUUACGCGUGCAAGAUGGCAGAUAUCACAGAGGAAGGAGUUUCAUUGGUGGAAGAUAUACACAAACGAAGGCAACCUUUGCCCUCCAUGGAUGCCAUAUAUUUCAUCCAACCAACCAAAGAAAAGUGCGCGUGUUCACUUUUUUUUAUCAUCUGACUUUGGUUUUGGCAUCACCCUGAUAGUUACCGGACUCAGAGCAUCCUUAAAUGAAUGUUAUUCAUCAUAUAUCAAUUAUCCUUUUUCAUCUUCUGCUUCUAACUAUUAUCCAUGCUACUGAGUGACAAUGAAUUAACAUGUAGAUUUAUAACAUUUUGUAGCUUUGUAGUGCAUGAUUUUGUUAGCAGCAAUUAUAGAAUUGCUGAUCUAAAAGCAGGCCGUUUGAUGCCACUGUGGCAUGUGGUGCUCGUCUUUCUAUCGAUGGUCAUCCUUCAGUAUAUUUCGGAGAAAUCUACCAAUUUCUUCCAUUUUGUCUUGCCUUAGAUCAUAAUGCAUUUGUGCUGCCUUCAGUUAGGAUAGCAAGUAUGAAAGUUACGGUUCUGAGCUAGUAGCAUCGUAAUAUCUUGUUUGUUUGAUGAUAGUAUUGAGUUCUAGGUGCAGUAGUUUUAAAAAUAUGGAAGUAGCAGCACUUUGGUUGCCUUCUAAUACCACUAGUCUGAUAUAGUAGUCGCUCAUAUUUGGAAGAUAAAUGUUGGAGUACUAGAUAGUAGAUACCAUUAUCUUUUACCAUAUGAUAAGUGUUGCACAUUAAAGCAGGAAGGGUUAGGUUACUGAACUUAAUCUGGUUUUAUGACUAUGAGUCAUGACUUAUGUGAGAUAUCAUGCUUCCUGCUGGGGUGAAAACGAAAGCAACUAAGAAAAGUCACAUCGUAAAUUGUAGGUGCACCAUGCAAUUUGCUCUAGCUAAAUUGUAAAGAACACCAAAAUCAUCUAGGUGGGCAUUUUGAGUGAGUGCAUAAGAUAUGCAACCUCCUUGCAUUUAAUCACAAUAUGUCCAUAUAGAAAGAGAUUUUUCUCACAGAUUGAGACACUUGAACAAAUUUCUAUUUGAUAUUCUUUUUCAUCAAUCACUGAGAAUGCAAUGAUGCUAGGAGUAUUAUGUAAAUACAAGGUGGUACGGUAGUGUUUAUAACAGUAGGGGCAAGUGCUGACCCUAUUAGGCCCCUUGACAAGGUAAAAAUGCCAAAAUCUUGUGUAUCCUAAACAAGCUUCAGGUCUUCCAUUCUCGGUUUAAACCUGCCAAGAUGUGAUAUUCUUUUGUAUUUUUCUUGUAAUAUGGCCUAUGUACAAAGAGCUGAGAGGUUGCAUUUUCUAAUUUCUACCCACUAAUAUUAUUGUAGUAGGUUCUCUACCUUUUCCAAUAUUUAUUGCCCAAUGCGGUAGUUAUCAGCACUGCAAUGUUGUUUACGCAUGUAAAGAGUUUUUUAGUUUUUACAUAGGCUAUUUGGAGGUUGCCCAAGCUGGAAGAUCAUAACUACAUCCAGAACUUUUUUCAGGAGAGACGCAUGAUAUAGGCAACUUUUAAUUCCUUGCUUGGCCCUUCACAAAUAGCGCUUUUUUUCCUCGUUGAAUUUGGAUAACUAAUGUACUUUUAUGUGGUUUAAAAUGUGUUAGUGCUUGGUGCGAGGCACCCAGAAAUUGCUCUUGAGCACCUCACCUUGUUCGAACUGGGCGGAUGCCUCAAACCUGCUGAGGCACACCUGCAUUUUUCUUCUUCCUUUUUUUUCCUGGUUUUGAAGGGCGAAAAUUGAAUGGGCUUUUCUCUUUCCUCAAUUUGAAGGGGGCUGUUAAAACAGCCUCAAUAAACAAAUUAAAAGUAAAAAAGUAAGUUCCUGAACGCUAAACCUAAAGAAAAUGAGAGAACUGGGACGAAAUCUCUCUAUCGAUGCAUCGUGGACAUUUGAUUAUGGAUAAUAAUUAUUUAACCUUUUAGAUUUUGAAGCAUUAGUAGUCAUGAGCUUAUAUGUUUUACUCCCUCUGUCCACCAAUAAACGUCCCAUUUUACCAUUUUCGUCCGUCCACCAAUAAAAGUCUCAUUUGCUAUUUUACGACUUUUGGUAAUGGACCCCACAUUCCACUAACUUUAUUUCACUCACAUUUCAUUAUAAAACCAAUAUAUAAAAGUAAGACUCACAUUUCAAUAACCCUUUACAUUCACUUUCCACAACAUUUCUUAAAACCCAUGCCCAGUCAAACUUGGCCUUAUAUUGGUGGACGGAGGGAGUAUUGUUUUUCUCAUAUAUUUGCUGUACAUAGUUUUGUUCUAUUAGGCAUAAUUUUCAUGUGUAUCACGAUUUCUGCCUUGGUGUUACGCUUUGGACUGCCUCGAGGCUUAUGCCGCGCGGGUUCGCUGGAAAAUGUCUGGGGACUUAAAACCUUGGUACUUUGGCUAUAUUGAUAGGAAACACUCAAGUGUUUUUAUUAGUUUGCAUUUUGUGGUAAAAUGCUCCGUGAGCUUUGUUACUUUGUAUAUCAAAGCUCUGCAGUUCAAGCCUGGGGAGGGUUGCAUCGUCAUCUUCCUGUCUGAUAUGUCUGGAAAAUCGCCAUUGUACAGAAAGGCAUUUGUCUUCUUCAGUUCACCUGUUUCCCGCGAAUUGGUGGCCCAAAUAAAGAAGGAUGGAAGUGUUUUAUCUCGCAUUGGUGCCUUAAGAGAGAUGAACUUGGAAUAUUUCGCUAUAGACAGCCAGGGUUUCAUCACUGACAAUGAGAGAGCUCUUGAGGAUCUCUUCGGGGAUGAAGAAAACUCUCGCAGAGGUGAUGCAUGUUUGAAUGUGAUGGGGUCACGAAUAGCUACAGUAUUUGCUUCUUUGAGGGAGUUUCCAUAUGUGCGUUACCGUGCUGCUAAAUCCCUCGAUCCUAAUACAAUGACCACUUUUCGUGAUCUAAUUCCGACAAAGCUUGCUGCUUCUGUAUGGAAUAAUCUGAUGAAAUAUAAAGCCAAUCUUCCUAACUUUCCCCAGUUAGAGACAUGCGAGCUGCUAAUCUUAGAUAGAUCAAUAGACCAGAUUGCUCCUAUUAUACAUGAAUGGACAUAUGAUGCCAUGUGCCAUGAUUUACUGAAUAUGGACGGAAAUAAAUACAUCCAUGAGGUUCCAAGCAAGACAGGUGGUCGCCCUGAGAAGAAGGAGGUUCUUUUAGAGGAUCACGACCCUAUCUGGUUAGAGCUCCGACAUACACAUAUAGCUGAUGCAAGUGAGCGGCUGCAUGAGAAAAUGACAAACUUCGUGUCUAAAAAUAAGGCUGCACAAAUUCAUGGUUCAAGAUCUGGUGGUGAAUUGUCUACUCGGGACUUGCAAAAGAUGGUUCAAGCUUUGCCUCAGUAUAGUGAACAAAUUGAAAAGCUCUCCCUCCAUGUUGAUAUUGCAGGAAAAAUUAACAAAAUUAUCAGGGAAUCUGGGCUUAAAGAUGUUGGUCAACUAGAGCAGGAUCUUGUUUUUGGAGAUGCAGGAACCAAGGAUAUUAUUAAUUUUCUUAGAACAAAAGAGGAUGUGUCGCGUGAAUAUAAAUUGCGAUUAUUGAUGAUUUAUGCUGCCGUAUAUCCUGAGAAGUUUGAUGAUGAUAAAAUCUCAAAAUUAAUGGAGAUGGCUAAACUACCACCAGAUGAUGCGACUGCGGUUUAUAAUAUGAGAUUGCUAGAAUCAUCUUCAGAUCCCAAAAAGAGCUCACUUGCACCAUUUUCUCUUAAGUUUGAUGUCCACAAGAAGAAGCAUGCUGCUCGAAAAGACAGAGCUGGUGAAGAAGUGACAUGGCAAUUAUCACGUUUUUACCCGGUUAUAGAGGAGCUUGUAGAAAACCUUAGUAAAGGCAAACUACCUAGGAAUGAUUUUCCCUGUAUGAAUGAACCUAGUCCUACUAUUCAUGGAUCCUCUCAUGCUGUAACAGCAAGGUCAGGUAGCAUGCCAACACCUCAUUCAAAGAGAUCAAGAAGAACAGCUACAUGGGCUCGUCCACGAAACUCUGAUGAUGGGUAUUCAAGUGAUUCAAUUUUAAGGCAUGCUUCUAGUGAUUUCAAGAAGAUGGGUCAGCGGAUUUUUGUGUUUAUUGUAGGUGGGGCAACCCGUUCUGAGUUACGAGCUUGUCACAAAUUAUCAGCAAAGUUGCAGAGAGAAAUUGUUCUAGGAUCAUCCAGUCUCGAUGAUCCCCCGCAAUUUAUCACGAAGCUAAAGUUGGUGAAUGCAAAUGAGUUGUCGUUGGACGAUCUCCAGAUCUAGAUAUUUUAAGCUGACCUGCUUUGCAUUUGUAAUCAUAUAACAAAGUACUAUGAUGCAGCGUUCCACAAUUCUUCUAUUUUACUCUCACCGUGUACAAAAUGGGUCCGUAGCAGUUGUGUUGUACUAAUUUAUUUGUUGAGGCUUUCUGGAAA
This is a messenger RNA of Salvia splendens (bonfire salvia), 4384 nucleotides long. Its product is annotated as SNARE-interacting protein KEULE. NCBI's taxonomy places the organism in Eukaryota, Viridiplantae, Streptophyta, Magnoliopsida, Lamiales, Lamiaceae. The transcript is spliced from 19 exons. The record is from RefSeq and is a predicted model, not a curated record. Gene Ontology annotation, biological process: vesicle-mediated transport. The coding region runs from base 2379 to 4232 and encodes 617 amino acids.